Molecule: messenger RNA, 228 nt
Organism: Botrytis porri
Lineage: Eukaryota; Fungi; Ascomycota; Leotiomycetes; Helotiales; Sclerotiniaceae
Exons: 2
Coding region: 1-228 (75 amino acids)
Source: RefSeq, a predicted model, not a curated record
AUGUGUAGACAAGCAAGCUGUACGACCUGCCAGAAGGAAACUUGGUUUGGCUGCGGUCAACAUUUACCAUCCGCCUUCUCUUCGAUUCCUGUCGAUGAACAAUGUACUUGCAUACCAAAGUUUGAAAAAGACGGGGUCCAGUAUCCACCGAAAGUUGGUACCGGCACAGCACAGGGUGCCGGAGAGGAGGGGGAUGUUGUCAUACACGACUUGAAGCGCGAUACAUGA